AAUUUGUAAUUAAUCAAUUUUGUUUCGUGGAUUUUAAUAUCAGCAGAUAAACCCUAACCCUAACUUUUCUUCCCGGUUUCUUCUCAUCAUCUGCGAAAAAAAAUGUCUCACUUUGGAAGAUCAGGCCCUCCCAAUAUCACCGACACAUACUCUCUUCUCGUUCUCAAUAUCACCUUCCGAACGACGGCUGAUGAUUUGUUUCCAUUGUUCGACAAGUACGGGAAGGUCGUUGACAUCUUCAUCCCCAAAGAUCGAAGGACCGGCGAUUCUCGAGGUUUUGCGUUUGUGCGCUAUAAGUAUGCAGACGAGGCACAAAAAGCUGUGGAUAGGCUCGAUGGGAGAGUGGUUGAUGGUCGGGAGAUAACAGUUCAGUUUGCAAAAUAUGGGCCUAAUGCAGAGAGGAUUAGCAAAGGAAGGAUUAUUGAAUCAGUUCCAAGGUCGAAGUACAGGUCAAGAAGUCGCAGCCCUCGAAGAAGGCACCGGGAUGAUUAUUACAGAUACAGGGAUUAUAGGAGAAGUCGUCGUAGGAGUUAUGACCGGUAUGAACGUGAUCGAUAUCGUGAGAAAGACUAUCGCCGUAGAAGCAGGAGCCGCAGUGCAAGUCCUGACUAUUCUAGAGGUCGAGGAAGAGGGCGCUAUGAUGAUGAUCGGCGGAGUGGCAGUAGAUCAAUGAGUGCUUCUCCUGCUCGCCGCAGCCCUAGUCCUCGGAAGAGUCUUUCCCCACGCAAGGUAUCUCCCAGGGGUGAAAGUCCUGACAGACGCAGCUUUGAUGGGCGGUCCCCAAGUCCUCGAAGUGUUUCGCCACAAGGCCGUCCUGCUGAUUCUCGUAGCCCAUCCCCUCAGAACUCCGUUUUUGAUGAAUGAUCUUGCGGAUGGAUUACUGGAGAGACUCUAAGUAGCAUGUUUCUUGUUGCUGUCUUGAGGACAUUCAUAUAUCAUGUGUUUCCUAGUAUUGCUUGAUGUUUCAGUACCCACCGAAGAUUUUGUGAUCAAUGUUCGGGGAAAGAGUGACCUGAGCAGUUGGACAUGAUGUUGAUGUGUGGCUGUUGAUGCUGUUCAUGUCUGUAGAUGAAUGAUUGCGGUUGUGAUGCCGGUUAUAGCAGUAUGCUGAUUGCAGGGACCGGCUGUUAACUAUUUUUAACUGAUAUGGUAAUUGGUAAGACCCCUAGUCCAACUCUUGAAUUCUGGAAAAAGCCUUUCAUCUACCAGGUUCCUUAUUUUUUCUUCUGAUUAUCCCCUUGAGUUACUGUCUAAAAAAUGGCACCGAGAUCGAAAAUGAGUUUUCGGACCUGUAGAAUACUCUGCAUAUGAUGGACGUGUGGUGGAUAGACGUUAUGCAGAUUCUAAAGUAGAAUGUAAUUUUCUUGUUCGAACAGGAUAACCUUUUCUUUUUUCCUCUAAGAUUGUUUCGUUGGCAUAUCCCGAUAUUCAUGUAUAACCACACCCUAUUGCUAAUAUUUUGAGUUGUAGCAAAAUUGCCCGUGACUGUAGCUGUGAAGUGGUGGUUGUGCCGAUCUGUUGUAAGAUACAUAUGGAUCGUGCUUUAACCUUAGGCUACCGAAGAAUAAACCUGUAGCAGGCUGUUGCCGCCAUUUGCGGUGUUGCGUUGAUUAUGGUGGCCUAGCGGAUGCCUUGCUUUCCUGUCCGUCUGCUCAAAGCGGGCUGUUCCAUUGUUUCC
Molecule: messenger RNA, 1678 nt
Organism: Hibiscus syriacus
Lineage: Eukaryota; Viridiplantae; Streptophyta; Magnoliopsida; Malvales; Malvaceae
Product: serine/arginine-rich splicing factor SC35-like
Exons: 10
Coding region: 103-864 (253 amino acids)
Molecular function (GO): RNA binding
Source: RefSeq, a predicted model, not a curated record